Messenger RNA from Plasmodium vinckei vinckei, 261 nucleotides. RefSeq names its product small nuclear ribonucleoprotein F, putative. Bases 1 to 261 code for a protein of 86 amino acids. The transcript has 4 exons. Lineage: Eukaryota; Apicomplexa; Aconoidasida; Haemosporida; Plasmodiidae. Gene Ontology annotation, cellular component: U1 snRNP; catalytic step 2 spliceosome. Gene Ontology annotation, molecular function: RNA binding. Gene Ontology annotation, biological process: mRNA splicing, via spliceosome; spliceosomal snRNP assembly. The record is from RefSeq and is a predicted model, not a curated record.
AUGUCAUCGAGAAUUACACCUCUUAACCCUAAGCCAUUUCUAAAUAGUUUGGUUGGAAAUCGAGUUAUCAUAAAAUUAAAAUGGGGAAUGGAAUAUAAAGGAAAUCUUAAAUCGUUUGAUGCUUAUAUGAAUAUAAGACUAACAAGUGCCGAAGAAUGGAUACGAGGGGAAUAUAAAGGAACAUUGGGAGAGAUAUUUUUAAGGUGCAACAACGUUUUGUAUAUUAGGGAAGAUAACGAAACGGAGCAAUCCGAAGAAUGA